AUGGUUGACACUGAUUCCUCAUAUGGGAGGAGACUUAUUCCCCAGAUUCUCGAUCGCCUGGCGGUGGCGGAUCCAGAACGCAUUGUCUACUCCAUUGCCAGCUUUUCUGAUGGUGUCCCAACGUUUCAGCAUAUCACUGCACAUGCCUUUGCACGGGCCGUUGACAAAACAGCAUGGUGGCUCCAUAAACAUGUCAAUGAAAUGAAUGGAGCUCUCAGUGGUGAUCUGACACAGGAGUAUGCUGUAACCCAGAAGUCGCCAAAGAUCCAAGCCUUGGGUUAUAUCGGACCUCCUCACACACAUUCAGAUGAUAUUCGGCAUGUGCUCUUGACCUAUGGUGCUGUCAAAGCUGAGUGUGCUGCACUCUUCCUCUCGCCAAAGAACAACAUUACUGGUGCGUUGGCUGUUCUCAAUGCUUCAGAUUGUAGUAUUUGGGUGAAGCCCCGCGAGCAGGCAAUACUCCCCCUCGUGGAAGGAAUUUUACAGAAGAGGUAUAUGAGACUUCUCGAACUCCCAAGUAUGGAUGAGCUUCUGGACGCCGAGUCAACGGAGCCAUUCGUGUUUGAUAAGUCUUUCGAGGGUGCUAUCAACGAGCCAUUCUGCAUAUUGCAUACUUCUGGAACCACUGGAGUACCGAAGCCAAUCUUCUGGACCCACGGCUUGAUCGGUACGAUGGAUGCCGUGAGACUUCUUCCUCCCACUGAGGGUGAUGGCGGGUUGCCUCCUUGGACGGACAAUUGGAAUGAGGGGGACAGGAUCUACUCUUCUUUUCCAAUGAGUCAUGGCGCCGGUGUAAUCAUGGAUAUUCUUAUGCCUUCCUUGUUCAACCUUCAUUGUAUCCUGGGUCCUCCAGGUGUCUUGCCCAAUCUCGGAUUGGUCGAGUCACUCGCUGAUCACGCCAACAUUGACAUCUGGAGUAUGGUGCCUUCACUUGUGGAUGAACUAGGCGAGAAUCCAGAGGUGUUGGCCAAGUUCAAAUCGGCCAAGUUCAUUUGUGCUUCUGGUGGUCCCGUCAGCCCCGCCAUUGUCUCCAAGGUCAAUGAAAUAGUUAGGGUACUCAACCUCACAGGCACAACGGAAGGACUCUUCAUCGGCAAUCUUUGGGUCCCAAGAGAAGACUGGCACUGGUUUGCCUUUCAUCCCUACUCAGGAUUUGAGUUCAAAGAGGUGCAGCCUGGUGUAUAUGAACACUGGGUUCACCGCAACGAGCACUGUGCUUUAUUUCAGGGCAUAUUCUAUACGUUCCCUGAUCAGGACUCAGUCAAUCUCAAGGAUCUGUACAUCAGACACCCGACGAAGCCUAACCUCUGGGCCUUCAGUGGCAGAAGUGACGAUGUCGUUGUCCUUUCCAACGGUUACAAGAUCUCUCCCUUGGACACAGAGGCCUUGGUCACGACACAUCCUGCAGUCGAAGGCUGUCUUAUGAUCGGCACCGGGAAGCCUCAAGCCGGUCUUCUGAUUGAGCUCAAGGACUCUUCUGAGAGAAACAACGAGUUGUUCGAUAGCAUCUGGGCCAUAGUUGAGAGGGCAAACAACUCCACCUUCCAGAAAACUCGACUACAAAGAGAGUAUAUAGCCUUCUCGGAGGCAGACAGGCCGUUCAUCCGGACGGACAAGCGGACCAUCAAACGCCGCGCCACUCUAGAUCUGUAUGCAGACUUUAUCGAGCGCUUCUACAUCUCCCGAGAUGAAGAAGCCGAGGAUGAGGAUUUUGAGGCAUUCUCGAUCGACACUACAUCGAUUGACACCGUGAGGGACUCGGUUUCUCAUGUUAUGCGGUCUGUAUUACCCGAGGUUGAUGAAUUCCCGCCAGACGAGGAUGUCUUCGACCUUGGCCUAGACUCUCUUCUCGUUUUUCGAGUCAUCAGAAUUAUUCGUGCUGUUACAGGGCUUGAGGAAAGGCUAGCCCCCCGUCAUCUAUAUGCCCAUCCAACAAUACAGGAAUUUUCUGUCCAACUUCUCAAGAUAAUGGAAGAGGAAAAGACCAAGAAGAUUGCGGCGGAUUCAGCAAGUGACACGGAGACAAAUACAAGGACAGAAACACCAUGUUCGGACAUCGAGUCGGAAAAGAUGAAGAAGCUUGUAGCUGAUCGCAAGCGGCGUCUGGGAUCCAAGAUGAACCCGUUCGAUGCUGUUAACCCCAAUCACUACAUGGGGCUCAACUUCUACUUCGCUCUUCGGCCAGGUGUCAGCUUUGAGGAAGCCUUUGCCAAGUUACAAGCCGGACUUGUUCGCGCAUUUGAGGUCAUUCCUGAGCUCGAUGGGAAGAUGAUGCUUGCUUCGGAUCACGAGUUUGGCUACAAGAAAGGCGAAUAUCGAAUUACAAUUCCUCCUCGCCCAUUACCAGCCUCUUCUAAGCCCAGACAGUUGGUGUACAAAGACCUCUCCCAAGUCCUUCCAUCAUUUCAGGAGAUGCGUCAAGCGGGUUUCUCGCCGUCUUUGUUCAGCGAUGACCUUGUCCUGGAUUGCCCGCCUUUCCCUCCAAUGCCAGCGGAUAUACUUGUUGUACAGGUCAAUUUCGUGGAGGGAGGCUGUAUUCUGGCCACCAACUUCAUUCAUACAUGCCUUGAUGCUGUUGGCGUCAUGGUGGCAAUCAGAGUCUGGGCUGAGUGCUGUCGGUAUCUUGAUGGGGAUGAGACCGCAACAUGUGACUGGUUCGACCCCGAGAGCUUCAAUCACGAUUUGCCUGAGAUUAUUUGGGAGCAGGAGGGAUAUGCGAAGCCGGCUGAUGAGGUUGAUCCCGGUACUUGGGGCUUUCUUCCAUUUACACCCGAGAUAAGCCUUAACCUGCGCAAUGGAACAGCUUCUCACGACGAGAUCAUGCCUACUGAAAAGUCUCGUGCUACGCAGAAAUCUCUUCCUCCGGCCCCUGUGUUCCCCGGAAGUUCGGUAUGGCCCGCUGCUCCAAGCGAGCGAUCGUUGAACACUACGGUCUUCCUUCUUUCGGGGGAGAGUAUCCAUAGACUCAAGCAAGAAGCUCUCACGGACCCAGAAGCCAAGAGUCUUUCUGUAUCGGUGAUUGAUGUUGUGCAAGCCUUUUUCUGGCGAGCAUCGAUCAGAUCUAGAUACAGAGUGGCCAAGGAGAUCAGACACCAGACGUUUCAGCCUGACGAGCUGUCCAUUCUGGAAAUGCCAAUUGACGGUCGGCCUUACUUCUCAUCACUGUUACCGUCGUCCUACAUGGGCAGUUUGCUCAUUAUGAACCGUCCAGUCAUGCCGAUUGAAACACUCUGCUCUCCCGAAACCAGCAUCGCACAAACUGCGCGUGUGAUCCGAGAAGCAGCUACACGAAUCACACCGUCGGUAGUCCAUGACACAUUUACUCUGCUACGUUCUAUGACGGACUAUAGCAAGCCUGCAACAGCAAACAUGGGUCUCGAGCACAUGAACGCCAUGAUCUCCAACAUGAUGCUGUUCCAGACAAGCGACAUCUCAUUUGCUGACUCAUUCUUUGAGGGGGGUAGUCCGGAAGCAAUGCGGCCACAGAUUGAACGUGGCCACAGACGAUUCCGGUUCUUGGUCAUCUCUCCAACGAGAAAGGAUGGUGGCGUGGAGCUCGUGCUCGGAACCUUGCCGGAGGAAUUAAAUAUGCUCAUGAGAGAUGAGGAGUUCACUAAGUAUGCAGUGCUGUUGGAUCAUAAGCGAGCUUAAGCUCUAGGUUGG
This is a messenger RNA of Fusarium redolens, 3663 nucleotides long. RefSeq lists its product as uncharacterized. The record is from RefSeq and is a predicted model, not a curated record. The transcript has 5 exons. Bases 1 to 3651 code for a protein of 1216 amino acids. Lineage: Eukaryota; Fungi; Ascomycota; Sordariomycetes; Hypocreales; Nectriaceae.